Molecule: messenger RNA, 1125 nt
Organism: Xiphophorus hellerii (green swordtail)
Lineage: Eukaryota; Metazoa; Chordata; Actinopteri; Cyprinodontiformes; Poeciliidae
Exons: 7
Coding region: 88-1125 (345 amino acids)
Source: RefSeq, a predicted model, not a curated record
UGAUUCCAAAACUUUUAGCAACUCAGGUGUUGAUUGGUCUAUAUAAUUGAGAUUUAUUUGUUGUCUCAAAAGCAGAUAGUUGGAAACAUGGCUCAUGCCUUGGCUACAGCACUCACAAGGGAACUUGUGGGAAAUACAAGCUCUCCCUCAACAAGUUCAUGUCCUAAUAUCGGCAACAAUUCUGGCCCUUUGGCUUCAAAUUCUUCAACACGGGUCAACCAGGCAUUAAAACGGCAAUUUCCAAAUCUGUUUCAAAAGUCAGACCUGAAAAAAGGCAAACAGAGGAUUAUCGCCUCAACUCGUUCUACAAAAAUCUCCAACAUUGGAAUAUACGUUUUGCCAGGCCCCACCAAUCUAACCCCCAAAAGUUCUGAUGAGCUUCCCUUAGCACAUGCAGGGUUAGGGAGAAGGGUGCUUUCUUUUUCUGACGACAGCAGGCAUGAGGAGAUUGUCAGUCAGUUGGAGGACGAGUUUAUCAAACUUAAACAACUGAAGGGAAGAUGGAUGUUCCAUAAAGCAUCAGGUGGAGGUGGUCAAAGGAAAUUGUCAAUAAUCCCAAUGGAUGCUGAAGGGCACAGCGGCAAGCUGCUCCGUUCUGCUUCAAAUAAUGGGAAAAUAGUCCUCUUCCUGGUACCCCUCCAGGAAGAACUGGAGACAAGUCCACUUCCAUUUGAUGCGGAGGAGUUUGCCAAAAUGCCUCAGGUGCCCUGUGUCACUUGUGGUAUAACAAUGCCUCUUCAGAUGCUGGUGUUACAUGCUGGGUCUUGCAGAAAAAAAAAAAAAAAUCGGACUGAUCAGACUGAACCUAUAGAGGUUGAUGAGGAUGACUGUGACACAUUGGAGGAGCCAGAAGACACAAUUGAAGAUUUGGAAGAAAGAGAGUGCUGCCCUAUCUGCCAGAGGGAUUUCUUGAAGUCUGUGCUUCCUUAUCAUGCCAGUGAAUGCUGUGGCGGUCUGCUCGGCGAGCUCGGGAUAGUCUUCCCUCCCGGGACCGAAACUGGUGGUGGAGCGGAGCUUGGAGAGGGAGAGCACAAGGGAUCCUGGAGGACGACCCUCAUGGUGAAGGUGGAGAUGGGGAGGAGGUGGGUUGAAGCACGGCUGACGAGCAGGAAGACCCCAGGGUAG